AUUUUGGUAUGGAGUAUGCUACGAUACCAUUAAGAAAAUUAUUGAAUUGACUUGGAUUUGGUACUUAAAUUAUCAAUCUCCCGUAUUUCCAUUGGUAAAGGGCAAAGACAAGAAAAAGGGGAACCCUUUGGUCAUUUAUUGACCUUCAGAUUACCAACGACAAGCCCAAAUCUCUGGCUAACACUUAUACGGCAUCGCACAUCCCUUGUAUAGCGCAGCGCCGUCGUUAUUCCCAUCUCCUAUCUCUCCCCUCUGCAAUUUCUUCAGUACGGCACUCAGUCUCCCUCAAUGGAAUUGGAAGCUGUUGUUUGUUCCUGGGCAGCAAUGGCGACAACAUCGAAAUUGCCUAACCGACCAAGGAGUUCCAAUUUUCCCAUUUCUAAGCUUCCCAAUUCAGGUGAUGCGGUGUUGGACCUUGGAGCGUGCUCUCGAAAACAUGUUUGCUCCUUCGGACGGAAACGCCAUUCUCAGCCCCGUUUCAUUCAUGUAGCUCAACCGCUUUUCAUCGAUUAUAAUUUCAGGAGAAUGGCAUGGUCUAUUAGAAGCAAUGUGGAUGCCAGUGGAUUUGAUCCUUCUUCCAGCAAUAAUGGCAGGCCCAGAUUGAUUAGGGCUAUCCAAGCUAUUCGAAGUAAACUAGGUGUGAGAAUUCAGGAGCUGAGGAAAAAUCUUCCUAUGAAGAUAUUCUUUUUCUUGGUUGGAUUUUAUUGUGCAACUGCAUUUGCAACUGUUAUUGGGCAGACAGGUGACUGGGAUAUUCUAUCUGCAGCCUUGGCAGUCGUUGUUGUGGAGGGGAUAGGUGCCCUGAUGUAUAGGGCCUCUCUUCCUGUACUCAACAAUGUUAGGAGUCUGAUCACCAUGUUUAACUAUUGGAAAGCUGGGCUUUCCCUCGGCCUCUUCUUGGAUUCAUUUAAGUACGAAUUGGAUAAGGUUACUGGCUUUAGCAAUCCUUUGAGUUUCGAAAUAGAUGUGUUCCCUUUAUUCUUGUAGCAUGCUGCUGUUCCUGUAUGCUUUUAUGGUAUGUAUCAUGCAUUCAUCACGAGAAAGGUAUUGGCACAAGUGAGUCAGGACUUGAAUGCAUGGGUGGAUCCGAAAGCUCUGGUUGCCAAUGAUGGCCUUUGAUGGACAAUAAUGGUGGCACUAAGAAGAAAGCAAUCUAGUUGUAAAGUUCUUAAAGAGAAAAGAUGUUCAGUUCAUGUGGAGAAAAUUUAUUCUUAGCUGGGAAUUACAGGUACAUUUUCCUGGCCAUAGUUUUUCCAAUACUGCGGGGCGUCAUGAUCAUUUGGAUACAAGGUAGGCGAGAAGAUUUUUCAUGCUUCAGGUUUGCUCAAAUGUUAUAUCUGACUGCCUGCCUGGAACGAUAGAGACUUUCUUCAGAUAAAAAGAAGUAUAGCCUGACUUUUGGUAUAAAACUCGGGUUGAAGGUGUCUGGUUUGUCAUUUAGAAGCACUUCCCAUGGUUUCUAAAUAAGAAAAGUUCACUUUUCUUCUCAAUUGUAUAUAUCAGGUUAUUUGUUAUGGUCUACGAUAUUGGCCCUGCACGUUAGUUUGAACCCUUUCUGAAGUAAUUGUUGAGUCUACCAACUCUUCAAAAUUUUUCCAUUUUCUGGAAUGCAAAGUGCUAUGCCAUGGAUCAUUCUUUGUAUGUCACAGCCCAAACAGUUUUAUUCUGAUGUUUUAUGGAAUAAGGUUUGCCAUCUGGUUUUGGACAUUAUGAUAACUGAUAUGAUUGGUUUUUCUCGUUUGGGUGGAAAUGAUAACUGAUAGAAUUGCCCAAGCAAUGAAUCUUUUGCUCAACACAAAUUGAGAGGCAAGGCUCAGAACCUGCCGAAGUGCACAUAUCUACAGGAUUUGGACUGAGAGAAAUGGUAGAAUGUAGGGGAAGAGACAAAAGAACAAUGGAUGAGCUUGUCAACUACAUUAGAGAGACUAUCAGGCUGAUACUUGCAGGUGUCACGAGGAUCUCUUGAGACUCCGUCAAUAGGGACCUUUGCUUUGGUGAAAGGAUAUUUGGAAUGUAAUAUUUUCUCCUUUUUGUUCCUUUGAUUGCUGCAACAGUUGAUCUGCCUCCCUGACCCUGUCUUCUUCGGGUAAUACAAAAUUUUCGAUUAUAAAUAACAACUGAUUUGCUUUGAUUGUUUUCACUUAUGGAGUCUGCUCGGAUUGUUUUCGUUUAUGGAAUCUAGAUGGAUAGAAAUAAGAGAGUGAAAUAAGAAGCAAACUGGUAGUAUUGCAAUUAUCUUGCAAUCAAGGAUGGCUUCACAAAAUUCAGCAUUUAGUUGGUAAUUCUCUUAAGCGAUCUUUUUGUAAUAAUUGCAAUCUUGAUGAAUAAUUACAAUCUU
Messenger RNA from Durio zibethinus, 2338 nucleotides. RefSeq names its product YCF20-like protein (DUF565). Lineage: Eukaryota; Viridiplantae; Streptophyta; Magnoliopsida; Malvales; Malvaceae. The record is from RefSeq and is a predicted model, not a curated record.